AUGGACAAAGUAGGAGUGCUUGAAGCCUUUCCGUCCAGCAACGAGAAACAUGCCUCCGGGGAAAUUCGACAUCGACCACAGCGAAGAAAAUGGUGGCAGAUUGGCGGCAAAGACAUCAGCUAUGUUUCGGUCGACGACGGUCUUGAACAGAGGUCGGAAACCUCGUCCGAGCAUGACGGUUCGGGCCUCAUCAAGAACGUCCACAAUGUCUUCGAAGCCCCAGAGGCGGUGAACAUCUACAAGCCGAUCAAAGGAUUUGAAGGCAGUCAUCGUUUCGAUCCGUCAGCCACAUGGACCCCAGAGGAAGAAAAGGUCCUGGUGCGGCGGCUCGAUUGGAUCAUCGCCCUCCCGGCCUGUGUUAUGUUCUUCGCGCUGCAGCUUGAUCGUGGCAACAUGCCCCAGGCUCUUUCUGAUAACAUGUUGGCUGAUCUCCACAUGAACACCAACGACUACAACAAUGGCAUGACCAUAUUCUACUGCUCGUUUCUGUUCGCCGAACUUCCCUCCCAGCUCAUCAGCAAGAAACUCGGUCCCGAUACCUGGAUUCCCAUUCAAAUGGUGGCCUGGAGUGCCGUGGCCGCGUCGCAGGCGGCUCUCACAGGCCGAACCAGCUUCUAUAUCUGCCGUUUCCUGCUGGGGGUGAUCGAAGGCGGAUUCAUCCCCGACACCAUUUUAUAUCUGUCAUACUUUUUCAAGAACGCCGAGCUCCCCAGGCGGCUGUCGUGGUUCUGGACCUCUUACCAAUCUACCCAAGUGGUCGGGGCUUUUCUCGCCUACGGCAUCCUUCACCUGAGAGGCAAGGGCGGGUUGGGGGCAGGUUGGCGCUAUCUCUUCUUGAUCGAAGGCCUUAUCACGGGCUUGAUUGGAAUCUUCACCUGGCUCUACCUCCCGGCGUCACCCACUCAGACCGCUCGGCAUGGCAUCAAAGGCCUCCUACGACCCCGGAACGGAUGGUUCACGGAGAGAGAAGAGGUCAUCAUGGUCACCCGCAUUCUCCGUGACGACCCGAAUAAGUCGACCAUGCACAAUCGUCAAGGUAUCAGCUGGAAACUGUUCAAGGAAGCCCUCAGUGACUAUGACAUGUGGCCCAUCUACAUUAUUGGUCUUUCCUGGACCAUUCCGCCCACGCCGCCGCAAGCCUACAUCACCCUGACAUGUAAGGCCCUGGGCUUCAACACUUUCGAGACCAACUUGUUGACCAUUCCGGCCUACGUGCUGUUCAUCCUGCAGCUGCUCUUCUGGACUUGGGUGUCGGAAAAGAUCAACCAGCGUAUUGUGAUCGGCUUGAUCUCCCAGAUCUGGUGUCUUCCUCUCCUCAUUGCCCUGGUUGCCCUGCCACCUCACUUCCACGGAUCCAACUGGGCGAAAUGGGCUCUUUCCACUCUCCUCGUCGGUUAUCCCUACGCCCAUGCUGUCCUUGUGGCUCUCACCUCGCGGAAUGCCGGGUCAGUCCGGACCAGGACGGUUGGCUCGUCGCUGUACAACAUGGCGGUCCAGGCCUCUAACGUCUUCGCGUCCCAAAUCUACCGAAACGACGACAAGCCGUAUUACUAUACCGGCAACAAGGCUCUACUAGGCAUCGUUGCCUGGAACAUUGUGGCCUUUAUCGCCGCCAAAAUCUACUAUGUCGUGCAAAACAACCGUCGCGACCGAAUCUGGGAGUCGAUGACCCGGGAACAGAGAGUACACUAUUUGGCCACCACCGCCGACCAGGGGAACAAGAGGUUAGACUUUAGAUUUGCUUCGUGA
This is a messenger RNA of Capronia epimyces CBS 606.96, 1749 nucleotides long. RefSeq lists its product as uncharacterized. The record is from RefSeq and is a predicted model, not a curated record. The transcript has 3 exons. Lineage: Eukaryota; Fungi; Ascomycota; Eurotiomycetes; Chaetothyriales; Herpotrichiellaceae. Gene Ontology annotation, molecular function: sulfate transmembrane transporter activity. Gene Ontology annotation, biological process: transmembrane transport. The coding region runs from base 1 to 1749 and encodes 582 amino acids. Gene Ontology annotation, cellular component: membrane.